This is a messenger RNA of Tetrapisispora phaffii CBS 4417, 1419 nucleotides long. RefSeq names its product Tms1p (gene TMS1). The record is from RefSeq and is a predicted model, not a curated record. The transcript has a single exon. Lineage: Eukaryota; Fungi; Ascomycota; Saccharomycetes; Saccharomycetales; Saccharomycetaceae. Gene Ontology annotation, cellular component: membrane. Bases 1 to 1419 code for a protein of 472 amino acids.
AUGGGCGCCAUAAUUUCAUUACCAAUUAAUUUUGUUGGCUCCUUUGUUGCAUCUUCCCUAGGAGGGUGUUGUGCAAAUGCAUUUUCAAAUGUUGUUUCCUCCGUUGGGUCUUCUUCUUUAGGAACUAGAUUAUUAUAUGCGUUUUGGUUACUAGGUAAUUCAUUGCUUUCAUGGAUUUCAAUGUCAGUAAAUAAAUCCUUUCUUUGGCCAGAUAAAACAUGUACAGCAACUGGUGAAUGUGGUUUUUUUACAGUUCAUAGAUUAAAUUUUGCUUUAAGUUUGAUGCAUUUGUUAUUAGCUGGUCUUCUAAAAAAUGUCAAAUCUACUAAAGAUGCAAGAGCGGUGCUCCAAAACUCAUGGUGGUCUUUAAAAUUUUUGAUGUACAUAAUAUUUAUUGUAUUUUCCUUCAUGCUACCAAAUGAAUUUUACAUAUUCUUUUCCAAAUGGGUCUCAGUACCUUCAGGUUCCAUUUUUAUCUUAGUUGGUUUGAUAUUAUUAGUGGAUUUUGCACACCAAUGGGCAGAAACAUGUAUAGAACAUGUUGAAGCCGAAGAUGAGCAUGCAAAAUUUUGGGAAAUAGUAUUAGUUGUCGGUACCAGUUCGAUGUAUGGUGUAUACUUAGUGAUGAAUAUUGUAAUGUACAUUAUGUUCUGUCAUUCAGAUUGUAAUAUGAACGAAACAGCAUUGAUUAUAAAUAUAAUAUUAUCAUUACUUGCAUCAGGAAUCUCAGUUCAUCCAAAAAUUCAAGAAGCUAAUCCUAAAUCAGGUUUAGCUCAGAGCGCUAUGGUUGCAGUAUAUUGUACAUAUUUAACUAUGAGUGCGAUGGCGUCGGAACCAGAUGAUAAAAGAUGUAACCCACUAGUUAGAAAUAGCAGUACUCGCAGUAUGAGUGUUAUAAUUGGUUCUAUAUUUACAUUUAUAACAAUUGCUUAUACAACAACUAGAGCUGCAACAAAUACAGCCUUCCAAGGGAAUAGUGGAAAUGGUGAAGUAUAUUUGGGAGAUGACUUAGAAUAUGAAGGUUUAGGCGGCCAAACAAGAAGUCAACUUCGGUAUGAAGCAAUUAAGCAAGCAGUUGAAGAAGGUUCUCUUCCAGAAAGCGCAUUGCAUGAUUCCACCUGGCUUGGAAACAUUAACAGGGAUGGAUCAAUGGAUGAUGCAAACGAUGAUGAAAAAAAUGGUACCAAGUACAAUUAUUCUCUUUUUCAUUUAAUAUUUUUCUUAGCUACUCAAUGGAUUGCCAUUUUGCUGACGAUAAAUAUUACACAAGAUGAUGUUGGAAAUUUUAUUCCCGUAGGCAGGACUUAUUUCUAUUCUUGGGUAAAGAUCAUCAGCGCAUGGUUAUGUUAUGGACUAUACAUUUGGACAAUUAUAGCGCCAAUAGUUAUGCCAGAAAGAUUUGAAUUUGAUGAGUAUUGA